CAUCCGUUCUCAUGCCUUCUCCUGGCAAAGGAGUACGGGUGCCCGUAAGCAGAAGCCGUCAGUUAGAGCACUGAGCGGAUCUGCGAGGAACACAGGAUCAUAGCUUGUCACGAUCGCCCCUUCCCUGAUCCCUGCCCUUGCGUCCAGGAGCUGAUGGGUUGGCCCUGCGGGGACGUUGCUGCAGAGACGAGGAUGGCCGGCAGAGGGCGAUGUGGCGGCGCCUGGCAGGUCCCUGGCUGAGCGCGCCCGAGCGAGGUGGGCGGGGCCUAGCCGCACUUCUUCCCGCGGGCCUGCGGAUGGCGGCGGCCGCGGCGGCGGCGGCGGGCGGCGGUUCUGGACUCGCGGCGUCCGCAGGCCUGGAGGCGAUGACGCUGCAGAAGCUCGCCCUUCGGCGGAAGAAGGUGCUGAGCGCCGAGGAGAUGGAGCUGGACGAGUUGGCGCAGGCUGCGGGCGCCGCCAUCGACCCCGAUGUGUUUAAGAUCCUGGUGGACUUGCUCAAUCUCAACGUGGCCCCCAUCGCCGUCUACCAGAUGCUCAAGUCCAUGUGUGCUGGGCAGCGGUUGGCCAGCGAUGGUCAGGACCCUGCAUCUGUGUCUCUGCCCACGUCAGAGACCCGAGAGGCCUCCUUUCUCCUGGCCAAGAACAGUAGCCCCCCCGCCCUUGCAAGGCCCUCCUUUUCCUGCCAACUGCGGCCUGCGGCCUCUCCAGUUCUGCUCCACGGCUCAGCUGCCAAACACUUGCCUCUCUCUCCUGGCUCCCCCUCCCUCCAGCUCUCUUGCUGCCUGUUCUCUUCUUUUUCAGGGAGAAACAGAGGCGUCCAUACUCUCAGUGGUGCCCCCAUACUGGCAGAACGCAGCGGCCGUGAAGGAUCCAUCCAGAGGAUGCCCCGCCAGCCGAGUGCCACCAGGCUCCCCAAGGGGAGUGGGCCUGGGAAGAGCACCUCCCGAGGCAGCACAUAGGGCAGGACAGAGAUGGCAAUUGCCACCAACUUCCCCACAGAUGCCACAUGCCUCUGCCUUCCCUUAGGCCCUUCUGAGAAGGUAUCUGGACAUUGUCAUUGCUUUUGGGUAUUAAAGCAUAGAUUUAUUAAAGGGAA
Jaculus jaculus (lesser Egyptian jerboa) is the source of this 1096-nucleotide messenger RNA. It is a transcript of the gene Mzt2b, whose product is annotated as mitotic spindle organizing protein 2B. The coding region runs from base 210 to 959 and encodes 249 amino acids. The transcript has 4 exons. The record is from RefSeq and is a predicted model, not a curated record. Gene Ontology annotation, cellular component: centrosome; spindle. NCBI's taxonomy places the organism in Eukaryota, Metazoa, Chordata, Mammalia, Rodentia, Dipodidae.